GCGACAAAGAAAGAAGGAAACGUGGUCGCACCUAUACGUCUUACGGAACAGAAAAUGGAGAAGCAUGUCAACCUGCUGCAUAUCCCAGAUCCGCGAGAUGAUGAUAACGCUGGGCACUUCGCGUGGAUCAAGAAUUUGUCCCGACUCGUCAGCUCACAACUGAGCAAAAAGGAACAUAAAAAACAUAUUUGCUACCGAUGUCUACAUUACUUCAGCUCGAGCGAGAAGCUGGAGAACCAUACCGUCGACUGUCAAAAAAUGAAUAACUGUGCCAUCAUCUUGCCAAACGAUGACAACAAAUGGCUCAGCUUCACCAACUACUGCAGGAAGGAGCGGAUCCCGUUUAUAGUUUACGCCGACUUGGAACGCAUCCUGGAGAAGACACCGAGGGAAGAACAAACGAGUUCGUAUGCGUAUCAACAUCAUAGCGUAUUUAGUAUAGCAUAUUACGUUCCUACGACGAGUCAUUAUCCGCGUAUCGAUGUCGUCGCGAUCGGGAUUGCAUCUCAUGGUUUGUCAAAGAACUUGAAGAACUGGCACAUCGUGUAA
Molecule: messenger RNA, 549 nt
Organism: Harpegnathos saltator (Jerdon's jumping ant)
Lineage: Eukaryota; Metazoa; Arthropoda; Insecta; Hymenoptera; Formicidae
Exons: 2
Coding region: 55-549 (164 amino acids)
Source: RefSeq, a predicted model, not a curated record